UUUAUUUUUUUGUGUGUGACACAGAGUUGAGACAAGUUGUACGUGGUUGUUGUUGGUGUAGAAUUUGUAUCGGUCAUUUAUUCGAGUUUUAAUUUUAGGUGUUAUUCAGUGUUAUCUAGUGUCUUGUGGUCCAGAAGUUUGUAAAAGCAGUGCGUUUAUGUUAAACUUGUGUUGCAUUUAUUAACGUAGUGUUACUGUGAAACAUUAUCAGAACUUAUCCAGUGAUGAGGUGUUUCCUACCUGUUAUGUACCGUCAAAAAGUUUUGAAAGUUGUCUAACUUUUCAUUUAGUUUAUUUCACGUUUGAAAAAUGUUUAAAUACAGUUAUUGGCGUGAAGCCAGAAAUGGAAAGGAUUGUUAUAUUACUUGCCAAGAUAGCCUGGUGUAGAUAUACCCUACACUAGUUGCUGUUUGACCAGCUUUCAAGGACACAUUUCUAUAACGUAUUGCUUGAUGCGGUGACAGGAUGGAUGCGGCGGACAAGCGGAUGUUGGAUCGCGAGGCGCUCCGCAACAUGAUCCAGCAAUGGAACGCCAACCGCCUUGACUUGUUCGAGCUCAGCGAACCCAACGAGAAUUUAGAAUUUCAUGGCGUCAUGCGAUUCUAUUUUCAAGAUUCGGGGCAGAAGAUAGCUACGAAGUGCAUCCGUGUUGCUUCCGACGCCACUGUUAGCGAUGUUAUAGAAACGCUAAUCGAGAAAUUCCGUCCAGACAUGCGCAUGCUUUCGCUGGGCUCGUACUCGCUGUGGGAGACGCACGGGCCGGACGACGAGCGCCGCCUGGAGCCGCACGAGAAGCCGUUGCUGGUGCAGCUCAACUGGCACGCGGACGACCGCGAGGGGCGCUUCCUGCUCAAGUGCCUCACUAACAACGAGGUUCCAUUGACAACUGUCAACGAAAAAGCGGAUCAAAACUUCAAACGAAAAUUGUCGAAACGAGAGAAAAAGGAGUUGAAAAAGAAGGAAAAACUAUCUAGAUUAAAAUCGGACACAAAUGACGAAAAUAGACCUGUUGCUGAGAAAUUAUACACAGAAUUACCGGAGACUUCGUUCACGCGCAGCAUCAGUAACCCUGAGGCGGUGAUGCGGCGGCGCAGGCAGCAGAAGCUUGAGCGUAAACUUCAGCAGUUCCGAUCUAAGGACGGCGGCCCUGACACUGGUGGGACUCUGAAAAUAUACGGAUCGUCACUGUGUCCCGACGUGCCGUACAAGACGUUGCUGCUGUCAGUCGGCGACACGGCGGCUGGCGUCGUGCGCGAGAUGCUCGAAAAAUACGGCCUGUCGAGACACGAUCCGCACCAUUACUGCGUCGUGCAGGUGGAUACUGCGGAUAACUCGGAGUACAUUCUAGAAGACGACGAGUGCCCGUUAGCUAUCGUGAUGACGCACCACCACCGCAGCUCCAUCAUGUUCCACGUGCGGCGGCGGCCGUCGGACGCGCAACCUCGGCGGCGGAAGAAGAAGUCCAGCGUGGGCACGGGCAGCGCGCGGCCCGGCAACGAGCCCAUGCUGGUGGAGGUGGCGCCCGACGGAGCCGCGCUCGAAAACGGCCGCCGCGUACGCAUCACAGACCUUGUCGAGGUUGGUUCCGGUAACGGCACCGCGCUGCAGCUGUACGGGCCGUCCAUACAGCCGCGCCACUGUGUGGUGGCGCCGGCGGAGGGCGGCGGGUACAGUGUCACGCCGCUGCACGCCGACGCGCACGUCUACGUCAACGGGCGGCGCACGAUGCACACGCAGCGGUUGCAGCAUGGCUGCUUGCUCAAAUUCGGUCGAGUUUCUACGUUCCGCUUCGUGGAUCCGAUGCAAGAGAACAUCAUUAAUAGAAAUUUAUCGCAGUCCCAGCACUACGGCUCCGGCUCCAUAUACGACAGAUCGCCGUCGGGCGAGCAGCGGAACAGCGGCGCCAUGUCGCCGACGUCGCUGGCGUCGCACCAGCCCGACGCGCUGGACGCCAACGCCAACGUGACCGACGACUACCCGCGCGCCGUCAGCCCCGCGUCGCACGACUACGCGUACAACGCUGACUCCUCCCACGCGCCGUACAACAACAACACGCUGAAGCUCGACAACGAGUCGCUCAUGAUGUCGCAGCACCUCAACGACUCCAAGGGCGACUACAUCAGAGACGAGCACUCGGGGUCGGUCUACGAGCAGGAGCACAGCGCUCCCGGUCGCGGGCCCAGCGCGCAGUACAAAGACAACUACGAGACAACGUUCGACUUGGACGGCAACGUGGAAACCAAAAGUAUCUGUAGCGCUAAAAGUGGGGGAUCGGGCCACGAUAACAGGAGCGGUAUGGGCAGUAUAGCGCGUAGUGGUCAAGAGGCCAUCCUGCCGGCUGUGCUGGAGUUUCCUGAGGCGGGGCAGGCACAGUUCCUGGCCGCAGUCAUCACUCACCUCGACCCUCACGCACCGGCCUUCAAGCUCGCACCAGUGUACACGCUCUACCUGUGCGCAAGAUAUCGUGCGUCGACCCAUUAUCGGCCGGAGCUGACACCUACGGAGCGAGCUCAUAAACUGACCGCAUUUCUGCACCACGUCGCUACACUUAUUCACGCCACCGUUCAGGAACGGUGUACGGAUUCUGCAGCGCAAGCAUUUUGGAUGGCAAAUGCGAGUGAAUUACUGCAUUUCUUGAAAUGUGAUCGUCAUAUAUCGUCGUUUUCUACGCAAGCGCAAGACUUAUUGCCCACGACUGUACAAAAUGCGUUCAGCAACCUAGUGUCAUGUUUCCAAGAGGAGUUGUCCCGCGCGCUGGCGGAGCUGACGAGCCCGGCGGCGGCGGACGCGACCGAAGCCACCGCGCCAACGCUGCAGGCGCUGGCGGCCGCCAUGGUGCUGCUGCGACGCUGCCGGGUCAACGCCGCGCUCACCAUACAGCUGUUCUCGCACCUCUUCCACUACAUCAACGCCGUGUGCUUCAACAAGCUGGUGACGGAGGCGGGCACAGUGAGCGCGCGCUGGGGCGCGGCGCUGUCGGCGCGGCUCGCGCUCGUGGCGGCGUGGGCGGAGCGCCAGGGGCUGGAGCUGGCUGCCGACUGCCAUCUCGCGCGCACGCACCAAGCAGCGCGCCUCAUCUCGGGCGCGUACCGUAACGCGGAGGAGGUGUGCGGCGCGCUGGGCGCGUGCUUCAAGCUGAACUCGGUGCAAGUGCGCGCGCUGCUGGCGCCGCUGCUGCCGCCCGAGCUGGUCGACGCGGCGGCGGCGCACGCACGCUCGCGGGCUGAUGAGCUGUACCGCGCUGACGGACGAGAGAUAACUCUGGAGGAGAGCGUGUGGCUGGGCGCGGCGCUGCUGAUCCCCGGCGACGGGUUCAGCGCGGAGGUGGUGCGCGGCGUGCCGCCCGGCCUGGCCGAGUUCGUGGCGCCGCUACAGCGCGGCGGGCUGUGCCGCCUGGCGCAUCAGCCGCACGCGCUCGGCCUGUGGACCGUGUACAUGCACGGGUACGGCGCGCCCGCGCACGCGCCGCACGACCACCCGCGCGUGCACAUCGUGCAGCUGCACAAGAACUCCAACGGCAUGGGCCUCAGCAUCGUCGCCGCUAAGGGCGCAGGACAGAGCAAGUUGGGCAUCUACAUAAAGUCCGUGGUGCCGGGCGGCGCGGCGGCGGCCGACGGGCGGCUGGCGGCCGGCGACCAGCUGCUGUCGGUCGACGGACACUCGCUCGUGGGCAUCACACAGGAGAAGGCCGCGGAAUAUUUGGUACGAACAGGCCCGACGGUCACGCUGGAAGUGGCGAAGCAAGGUGCGGUGCUGCAUGGCCUGGCGACACUUUUGCAUCAACCCGCUUACAACCAACGACAAGGCGCCGGAGGAGGCGCGACGCGACGCGCGUCGGAGCGCGACCUGCCGUCCCGCCUGGCCGCUGAGCCCGUGAAGCCCAGCAAGAGCACGCCGGCGCUGCACCACGCGCCGCUCGCGUCGCCGCUGUCGCCCGCCUCGCCCGCCUCGCUCGCCUCGCACGCCUCGUCCUCGCACCUCGCGCACCAGCCGCCUCCGCCCAACGCGCUCUCGCCUCAAGCCGCGCACACGCCGCUGUCCACGAGCAACAUGUCCGGGAGCGCGGCGGGCGGCGCGUGGGCGCACAAGUCGCGCAGCAGCCACAACCUGUCCGCGCAGAGCGACUCCUUCUACCAGAACCUGUCUUCCGUGCACGCGCCCCUCCACCACCAGCCGCUGCAGGACAGAUGGUCUUCGCUACGCAGUUCCACGGGCAGCGGCCGGCCUCAGUCGGCGCACUUCGCCGCCUCCAACAGCGAGCAAUCUCCAGACGCUGCCAACCUGCAACACCAGGCUCAAGCCAACGCAGCGAGUGUCCGAGCGGCCAAACUAGCGGAAAUGUCUGAAGAAGUGACGAGACGACAGCAGCAACAACAGUACCAGCAACAACAACUCCAGCAACACCACCAGCAGCAACAAUUGCAACAGCAGCAGUUACAACAGCAGCAGUUGCAACAGUUGCAGUUGCAGCAGAAGGCGAACACGGCGCAUCCUCACAUGGGCGCGCAGCCGAGCCCGAACGCCAUGCACAUGCACACAAGCGCGUCUAACCCAAACCUGAUGCACGUGCAACCAAACCAAGGGCACGUGCAUGCGGCACAGCAGAAUCAACCGCCCAUGCACGUGCACGCCGCAGCGCAGCCGGGACAAGGGCCCAUGCACGUGCAUGCAGCCGCGCCGAGCCAAGGGCCGAUGCAUGUGCACACCAACGCGCACUACUCGCCGCAGUUGCCGCAGGGCAUGCACUUGAACAUGCACUCGCAGUACAUGCACUCAUCACAGUCUCCCGCUCAGGGUUAUCACAACCAACCAGCGCAAUCGCAAAGAUACGACUGGCAUCCGCCCGGGCCGCCGUCUCCACAAAGAUCGCAACCGCCUGUUGCACCCAAACCCGGUUCGGAGAUGAGAAGGUCUGAAACUGAGAUGGACGACCAAUACUUGCAGCAGGGACAACCUCCUACCUCAAGCGCGCAGCCCGAUGAUGAGCGAUACCUGGCGAGCGCGUCGGAGCCGCCGGCGGUGUCGGUGUACCCGGUGGGCGGCGCGGCGGGCGAGCGCGCGCGGCCGCCCGCGCACAACCCGUGGCAGCGCGAGGAGCGCGAGCGACAGGCGGAGGCGCGCCGACAGGCUGCGCGCGCCCGCAGGGACGCGGCCAUCGCGCAGCUGGUGUCGCUGGGCGGCGCGCGCACGCCGGUGCAGAACCAGCAGCUGCGCGCGCUGCAGCUGGAGCGGGACUUCGAGCGGCGCGCCACCAUGCACCAGGACGAAGCAGGGGAAAGGGAGGGUGGCGGGGAGGAGGCGGAGAGUCCGUCCCCGGAGCCGGACGUGCGCGAGGAGCGGGACGUGCGGGAUGCGCGCGAGGUGCGAGCGCCCGCGCCGCCCAAGUCCAUCCUCAAGAGCGCGCCGCGGCCAGAGCUCACCAACGGGUACUCGACGCACACGAACACAAUGUCGGAGACGACGCGCAUGUCCGAAGUGUCGGCCAGCGUGAGCAACUUGUCGCUAUCGGGCGCCAGUGCGGGCGGGCCGGCGGGUGAAGUCGCCGGCGCGCCGCCCCCGCCCGAGCGAGGAUCGUCCUUCGCGGUGAUGGCGGGGCGGCGCGCGCUCGACGGCUCGCACUCGCAGCUGGUGUCGCACGCACCGCACGCCGCGCACGCCCCGCAUACUGGGCACGCACCGCACGCACCGCACGCGCCGCACUCUGCGCACGCGCCCGCUGCCACGCAUCACCAGGAACACGCGCCAGCGCCGCCGCCACAAUCUCCAGUGAGCAGCAGUCGCGACAAGCGCGUGUCGUUCCACGAGCGUGCCGCUGCGCCGCCCGCGCCGCCCGCCUCCUCCCCGCCGCCUCUCGACCCGCCCGCGCCGAACGCUAGAGAGGACCCUGAUCGGUUCAUCGAGGAGGCGGAGAGCAUGCUGGCGGGCCCCGCGUCACCGGCCAGCGCGUCGCUGCCCGCCGCGCACACGCCCGGCGUCAUCGGCGCGCAGGAGGUGUACAGGGAUCCCCGAACGCGUCGGUUGGCAGAGGCGCAAGCGCGCGCGCCAGCCGCGCCCAUCCCAGAACAACUCUCUUUUAAAGAGAAAAUGAAGAUGUUCGCGCUGGAGUCGGGCGAACAGUCUACGCCCAAGGACAAGGUUAAGAUAUCGCGGGCACAACGGGAUAUUGACGCUGUACGUUAAAUUGUCGGGCAAACGAAUAUCCGUUACGGGCGUUAUAUUUAUUGUGACACCCCCCGGAGGGCUAUCGGUGUUUCAAAAUUUAUUAUAGAAAAAUAUUUCUGUGAUUAUGAUUAUGUCAUACAUGCCUGUAAUUCAGGUAUGUUUGACGAAGUCAUAAUGGCUAUGUUUAAUGGUCUAAGAGCCGGCAUAAGGAAUAUAUACCCUCAUCUGUUAUUUAUUUGGGAUAAGAAAUAAAUAGUAGAAUAUUUUCACAUUGACACGUUGCAAAUAGAUUCCGUAGUUAAAUUGCGGCCAAACACAUUUUUCAUACAAAAUCUAGAUCAAAGGAAACUUAAUACAGGAAAAUUAAGCAUAAAAUAAGCUUUCAUUUGAUAUAUUAGACGACUAAAUAACUGAUGAGGGUAUUUGUAUAAGAUUAAUUAACUGUUUAUAUCUGGCAAGCCCACAGUCGCACUGUGAAAGCAGGCAACCUUUAGUUUUCUCUGUUGGAUAUAUUCUCUUAACUAGUGUACGAUUUUUGUUAAUUAUAAAUAAGAGGGAGGUUUUUUACAUUAUGCGCAAUGUGUCAAUGUGAAUAUAUUUUCUAUCAUUUAUUUCUUAUCCUAAUCAAAUAACAUAUGAGAGCAUAUAUUUCUUAUGCCGGAUCUCCUAUUAUAAAUUGGCAUAUAUUUAUAAUCCUAAUCGCAUCGAUGUAAUCGAUUGUACUUUUAUGGCAACUACGUAUUUAUGGUCGUUAAUAAAUCUUCAGUAUUAUUAUAGCAGCAUGAAUCAGAAGGAAAGAAAAAUAUUAUAAUGUGAUUAUACUUAAUAUUCAGGUUUAUUAUUACCUACAUGAUGAUAGAUGACAAAGGACCAGAAUGAGCUUUUUGUAUUUUGUAAGUUAUUCCGCAAGAUUUACUAUUUACGGGACCUACUCGUAGCACCAAUUUACAUGUCAACGAUAGAACUAAGUUGUAAUUCAAAGGUAUAUUUUUAUGACUAGGACUUUAAUUGGUAUUAUUACCUGUCGCCUUAGCAGCUAGUGCAAUUUUUAGUGAUUAUAUUAUAGUAUCUAUCAUAUUAUAUAGAUAUUUUGAUUAUAUUCCAAAAUAAACUAAGUAAUUAAUAUGUAUACAUAAGUAUAUGAAAAAAAUAUGGCACUAUAAAUAAAUUAAUAAUUAAUGACCCUCCAAAUUUGCAGUGUGCCAUUAUAUAACGAGGAUUAUAUUUUAUAUUGUGACAUUAUUUUUCACAAAGGACCAAUAUUAUUACAAAAAUGAAAUUCGGCGAGUGCCUUUUACAUGUUUUAUCAAAGUAACAAAUAAGUAUCAUUUUUCAAGUUCAUUAAAAUAUGUUUAAUAUUUAAGCUUCGUUACAUUCCAAAGAAUGAAUCAUUAUUUUCUGUAUUAGUGAAGCAUUCCUCUAAAAAUGUGUCAUCCAGUGUGUGCGACACGUACUUAUCAUCACAAUUAAUUUGUAUUAUUAUAUACUGUAACUUUUCAACUCGUUUUACUAUUUUUAAAAUAAUAAUAAAUUAAAAAAAACUAAAGCAAUAAAUGAGCCUUUUGUAAAUACAGAUAACGGUAAUUAUUAAGCACAAUAUGUGCCAAAAAUUACAUUAAUAUUUAAUUAAUGUACUUUAUAAUUUGGACGAGAGAUUGAGAUGCUCGCGCAACGGCUGCCUGUCUGGAUAUGAAUACAGUAGAGCUAUUCUGUAAAGAUGUUUCAUCACUGGACAACGAAGUCAUCUUUUAUAUCUUUGUGUUGAGUGAGAGUUUGUGACUAUUCGAUCAUGUAAGAGUAUAGUGCGACUUAUAAGAGUAGAAGUUAAUAAAAAUGGAACUAAUAAACUUGCUGUGUGGCAACACCACAUUUACUGUCAUUAUCACAAAUAUCUAUCAUUAUAGAGCAAUCAUAGUGGAAAGUCGGAUAAUUACCACGCUAAUUACAAUAAAUAUAAUUUAUUUAGAUGAUUUUGUAAGUCAAUAUCAUCUAAAUAAAAUAAAAUUUAAUAAAUGUAAAUCAUGAAUCUUAGUACCCAUAACACAUGAUACUAACUUCAGGACUAGAUAGUAAGCACUAAGCAUAUUCGAAAUAUAAUAUUUAUUAUUUUUUUAAAAUAGGUAACGAUAUUAUUUUCAACAGAUCUUAUUUAAAAUAAGACCGUAAUAUUACGUAUAAAACAAAAUAUCAAUUAUUAUCAAGUAUCAAGGUAGUUGCAGUCCCAAGUAUAUGACAAAAUACAGGGUUAUCCUAUGAACGACAAUUUUCCACUUCGUAUUUAAUUUCUCUUCUGUGUCGCAAUAUAAACUUCAAUUUAAACGGAAUUGAAACAGCGCCAUCUACUCGUACUUAUGUUUUCUCUUGUUGUAACUAGAUGGCGCAUUUACAAUUUCAUAAAUUAAAGUUUACUUUUACGCAGUCAAAUAGGUAAGUAGAAAAAGUCACUCACUACUAGUAUUUGUGUCCGACAGGAAGAGAUAGGUAAGGAAUCCGAAGUUACACGGCUGAGUAAAAAAACUUCCUUACAUAAUAGUUCGACAAGUCCUAAUACUAAGGUCGCUCUUUGUGUACUCAGACUAAAAUCAUAAAGACCAGCCUCGCUACGUUACUUUUCUGUCAAAGAUAAGAGAAAGAAAGAUAUGAUCAACGAUUUAAUGCGAUUAUAAAAACUGUAUUUAUAGUAUCUAUGUUUCAUAGUUGUAAUCGUGUUCGUCGGUUACAGAGCUCCGUAAAAAAUACCUUUUUGUGUAGUUGAAUGCUGUAAAAAACGGUCAACAACAAAAAAAAAUUCAGACAAUUACGUUCGUGAAUUUGGGUGCGAUACUGGUCCUUGUGCAAUUGGUCUGAGUUUGUGUAGCAUAUUUGUCACGUAAAGCGAAAAUUUAAAUUUUUUCGUGUCACCAAUUUAUUGUAAAUAAUGUAGUCCAUAAGAACCUAACAUUGUGUUGCGUAUACACAUACGAGUAUGUACACGCGUUUUGUAUUAUGUGAAAGUUUAUUUAAAAAUAAAAUUAUAUCAAAAGUUAACAUAUGAAUGUGUAAGUACGAGGCCUAUAAAGCGUAGGAUUAGCGUAGUUACAAGGAGACGUCGGUCUCCGCAUUUCACCCAACGAUAGUCAAUUAGCAAGAGUAAAUAUUUUAUAGAAUUAUGUUUUGGCUAGUUGUAUAUACAUCUGUAUCCCAGGUAAAGCGAGUCAAUCGUGUACUCCUAAAAAUUACAAUUAAAAUAAAUCAUGUUACUGAUAGUGUACUAAACAUAUUACACCAAUUAAUAUUAUUAUUAUUAUAAUUGAUGAUAUUGUUACAAAUAGAAAUACAACUGAUAUUGUAAUUCAUUAAAUAUUAUUAGCAGUUUCAAAAAUAAAUUAACAAUCGCUA
This is a messenger RNA of Bicyclus anynana (squinting bush brown), 9540 nucleotides long. RefSeq names its product afadin (gene cno). Gene Ontology annotation, molecular function: cell adhesion molecule binding. Gene Ontology annotation, cellular component: adherens junction. The transcript has 35 exons. Gene Ontology annotation, biological process: regulation of protein localization; signal transduction. Lineage: Eukaryota; Metazoa; Arthropoda; Insecta; Lepidoptera; Nymphalidae. The record is from RefSeq and is a predicted model, not a curated record. Bases 466 to 6180 code for a protein of 1904 amino acids.